Photinus pyralis (common eastern firefly) is the source of this 1795-nucleotide messenger RNA. RefSeq names its product transcription termination factor 3, mitochondrial (gene mTerf3). The record is from RefSeq and is a predicted model, not a curated record. The transcript has 3 exons. Bases 758 to 1783 code for a protein of 341 amino acids. Gene Ontology annotation, biological process: regulation of DNA-templated transcription; mitochondrial ribosome assembly. Lineage: Eukaryota; Metazoa; Arthropoda; Insecta; Coleoptera; Lampyridae. Gene Ontology annotation, molecular function: double-stranded DNA binding. Gene Ontology annotation, cellular component: mitochondrion.
UUCGCUUUUGUUGUCAACUGUGUAUGAUUGGUUGUUAUAAUUUUGAUUUUCGGAACGAGGGUGCGAAACCCUUACGGCGAACGUAAAUAGGACGUUAAUAAGAAAAGCGUCGCUUUUAGCCAGAGUGUAGGCAGUACUACGCUUCGUUGAAAAAUUUAAAUCGGCUUUUUGCCACAGUCAACGCAGAACUACGUUUCUUUGAAAAUUUAAAUCAGCUAAAAAUAUUAAGGUUCCUAAAUUCCCGAUGAAUUGAAGACUUUGGAGGAUCUAAAAAUCUGAAGAACCUACAAAUCCGAAGAAACGGAAGAAUCCGAAGGAUCGUAAACAUCUGAAGGUUUUGAUGGAAGAACCUGAAAGUUCAAAGAAAUAAAAGUAUCUAUGUAUCCAAACUAAAAACUAAAGGAUAUCAAGCAUCCCAGGAAAUGAAAGAUGUUAAAGAAUCCUACAAUGAGACAAGGAAUUUAAAAAGUCAAAAAAAACGAAAGAAUCCCAUAUGAGUAUUGGAACAAAAAGAAACGCGGAAAAUUCAUUGUCUACGUGCUGAAAAUUGUAUACAUCAUUGUUGACACAUGAAAUUGUCAGUCCCUGCCCUGUACCAUCAAAUUUUUGCUUAAUUCUUGCACCCUGUAUACGCCUUGAGUCUAUACUAACGGAGCGCCUCGAGUCCCCUUUUGUUUACUCAUGAUUAUAACCUCAUUUUACAGUUACACAUAACCUUGCUAAGGCACUAACUAAAAAACAAAUGUAGCUUUUAAUUAUGCUACUUCAAAGGUUCAGAGUUUUUCUUAACUUGAGACAAUUGUCAAGCAUUCGCAGUCAAGAAUUACAACAUUCACAGGAAGGUAAUUCUGCAUUCAAAGAACCUUCGGAGUUGGACCUUGUCGAAAAUGAAACGCCACAGCGAUCUGUGCUUGAUGAAUGCACAGACGAUAUCUCACAUGUUGCUCCAUAUCUAAAGCCCACUUUUAACUUCGCAGCUUACGUAAACAAAUCGCACACGUUACAAGAAUUAGUUAAGUUAAACGUAGAUUUAAGCGUACUUGAAAAAAAACCGGAAGUUGUAUCCUUCAUUUUAAAAUUAGAAUUCGAAAAAGAUGUUAAGGACCUUGUUAUAUUUUUAAGCGAGAUUGGAGUAGACGAUGUUGGUGCCUUUAUCACGAAAAACCCAUUCAUUCUUAAAGCUGAUUUGGAUAAUUUACAUGUUCGUGUAAAUUACUUAAAAUCGAAACGUUUCACAAACGGUAUGAUUGCGUCAAUUGUCACACGAAAUCCCAUCUGGUUGAGUACAAAUACACAGGACAUUGAUAGCAAGUUAGGCUUCUUCCAGAAAGAAUUUCAACUGACAGGUAAAGAAGUGCGAGCACUUGCUGUGCAGCAACCUAAACUAAUCACCUUUCCGUUGCAACGUGUGAAACUGAAUACGUUUGUCUUCAAAGAAGAGAUGGGUUUACGAGAUGACGAAGUGAAGUCAAUGUUGCUGAAGAAACCAAAUUUAUUUAUGAAGUCACAAGCAAAUUUGUUGAAAACGUUCGAGUUCCUUCAUAAAAAAAUGAAUAUACCAAUCGAGAGGAUAGUCGAAGUGCCGGAGGUCUUGAUGUGCCGCUUGUUUAGAAUAAGGCAGAGGCAUUUGUUUUUAGAUAGUUUAGGGCGUGCACAGUAUAAUCAUAGAAACCCGAAUUAUGUCUCACUUUUACAGUUAGUUUCGGGAUCAGAUGUGGAUUUUUCUGUAGAUGUAGCAAAAUCGUCUGUUCAAGAUUUUAAUUUAUUUUUAAAAAGUUUGUAAUAUACUUAUUGA